Gadus chalcogrammus (walleye pollock) is the source of this 1537-nucleotide messenger RNA. Its product is annotated as transmembrane protein 151B-like. The record is from RefSeq and is a predicted model, not a curated record. The coding region runs from base 50 to 1537 and encodes 495 amino acids. Lineage: Eukaryota; Metazoa; Chordata; Actinopteri; Gadiformes; Gadidae. The transcript is spliced from 2 exons.
AUUUAUUCCUAUUCCACACCCUAACGAUAUCGUUCCGAUCAGCGCCACCAUGUCUCCACCAGCGUCGGCGGCGACAGCCAGUGAGAGCAGCACCACCACUGUUUUUGAAGAGGACGCCAGGGAAGAGCAAAGGCCCCUGAAGCAGUCCCUGAGCAAGUCCCUCUGCCGGGAGAGUUUCUGGAAGUGCCUGCUGCUCUCCCUCCUCAUGUACGGCUGCAUGGGCGCCAUGGUGUGGUGUCACGUGACCAAGGUGACCCGCCUCACCUUUGACAGUGCCUUCAAAGGGAAGUCCAUGAUGUACCACGACAGCCCCUGCUCCGACGGCUAUAUUUACAUCCCCCUGGCCCUGCUGGGCAUGCUCUACGUGGUCUACCUGGUGGAGUGCUGGCACUGCCACGUCAAGAACGAGCUUCAGCACAAGGUGGACGUGGAGGGGAUCUACGAGCGCGUCCAGCGGAUGCAGCAGGCCAAGCCCUGCAUCUGGUGGAAGGCCAUCAGCUACCACUACGUGAGGCGCACCCGGCAGGUCACGCGCUACCGCAACGGCGACGCCUACACCAGCACGCAGGUGUACCACGAGCGGGUCAACACGCACGUGGCCGAGGCCGAGUUCGACUACAGCCACUGCGGGGUGAAGGACGUCUCCAAGCAGCUGCUGAGCCUGGAGAAGGCGGCCAUCACCAAGCUGCGCUUCACCAAGUGCUUCAGCUUCGCCAACGUGGAGUCUGAGAACUCGUACCUCACCCAGCGGGCGCGGUUUUUCACGGACAACGAGGGCCUGGACGACUACAUGGAGGCCCGCGAGGGCAUGCACCUGAAGAACAUCGACCUGAAGGAGUACGUGCUGGUGCUGGCCGACCCCGACCACCACCCCUGGUACCUGUCCCACGUCGUCUUCUGGCUCACCGCCUUCCUCACCCUCUCCUGGCCGCUGCGGGUCUUCACGGAGUACCGCACCGCCUACGUCCACUACCGCGUGGAGAAGCUGUUCGGGCCCGACUACCCGGCGGUGACGCCGAGCGACGAGCGGUCCUUCCCGCGCCGCAUCCCCCGCGUCAACACCAUCGACAGCACCGAGCUGGAGUGGCACAUCCGCUCCAACCAGCAGCUGGUGCCCAGCUACUCGGAGGCCGGCCUCAUGGACCUGGCCCAGGGCCCCUCCGGCUUCGGCGGCUACAGGCAGAACUGCGAGCGCUGCCACCGGGCCAUCAGCUGCUCCUCCGUCUUCUCCCGGAGCGCCUUGAGCAUCUGCACCGGGGCCAGCGCCCGCAUCCCCUUCAGCGGGAGCCGCUUCUCCCUGUCGAGGCGCUACGGCUCGCGCGGCAGCUGCUUCUGGCGGAGCGGCAGCCUGGACGACCAGGAGAGCCCCGGCGAGAACACCCGCUGCCUGUCGGAGCGGCAGACCACCGACGACGAGGACCCGCCCGACUACCAGGACGCCCUCUGCUUCCCCGUGCUCAUCGUCCACUGCAGCGAGAACUGCCACGACCACCGGUCGUUCCACCGGAACGGCUCCUGCGUGGAGACCUCGCUAUGA